UGUGUGUUCAAGUAUAAGUGUGUAUGUUUGUGCAAGUCUGUGUGUGUAUGUGUGUGUGUCUGUCUGUCCAAUGACACACUACCUGACCUCUCAGGUUUCAGUCAGAGGCAGGCGCAGUAAGAGCAAAGAGAGAGUGUCACACAGUCAGACAGACAAGACAGACAGGUAGUCCAACAGACAGACACACACACACACACACACACAGACAUAGAGUGACAUGCCGUGGAGGCUCUGAUGUUUACUGGAAUCAUUUUGGAAUAAACAACAGAAAAAGGAGGAGGUUGCUAGGUGACAGUGGAAUUCGGGCAGCGCUGCAUAAUGCAAGGAUGGCGCCUCUGCUGCCCCCUGCUGGUUCUGAUGUCUUCAAACGCUUCACACCAGCCACGCUGGAUGAAAUCCAACGCCGACAUGAAGCCGAGGAGAAGGAGCGUCAGAGGAGGAAGGAGAAGAAUAUAGAGAUAGCUGAAGAAAAUCUUCCUAAACCAGCCAGCGACCUGGAAGCUGGGAAGCCUCUCCCAUUCAUCUACGGAGAUCCACCCCCUGAACUUCUCAACACCCCAUUGGAGGAGCUGGAUCCCUUCUACCAACCACAGAAGACGUUCAUUGUGCUCAGUAAAGGAAACAUCAUCUACAGGUUUAAUGCCGAGCCAGCCUGUUACCUGCUGAGUCCUUUCAACCCACUCAGGAUCAUCGCCAUUAAGAUCCUCAUUCACUCUUUAUUCAGUUUGUUCAUCAUGGUAACGAUUCUGACAAACUGUGCGUUCAUGACGAUGAGCGACCCUCCAGCAUGGAGCAAGACUGUGGAAUAUGUGUUUACAUUCAUCUACACAUUUGAGGCAACCAUUAAAAUUGUUUCUAGAGGAUUCUGUGUUGGAGGUUUCACCUUCCUCAAAGACCCCUGGAACUGGCUGGACUUCAUGGUCAUCAGCAUGGCAUACUUGACAGAGUUUGUAGAUUUGGGAAACGUUUCUGUUUUGAGGACAUUCAGAGUUCUUCGAGCUCUGAAGACCAUCACAGUCAUCCCUGGUCUGAAAACAAUUGUUGGAGCGCUCAUCCAAUCAGUGAAGAAGCUGGCUGAUGUCAUGAUCCUGACGAUAUUUUGCCUCAGUGUCUUCGCUCUGAUUGGUCUACAGCUUUUCAUGGGAAACCUGCGGCAAAAAUGUGUCCUGAUGCAUCCACUUUUACUUAGCAAUGACACAUCUGACAAUGACCUUCACCGUAGCAACGACACCAACACCAACAAUACAGGCAGUUAUUUUGAUUUCUACAAGCACAUCAACAACCCAGAAAACUACUACUACUUGCCUGGCCAACUUGAUGCUCUUCUGUGCGGCAACAGCUCAGAUGCUGGGGUCUGUCCGGAGGGUUACCUUUGUCUGAAGGCAGGGGGAAACCCAAACUACGGAUACACCAGCUACGACACAUUUGGUUGGGCUUUCCUGGCUCUGUUCAGACUGAUGACCCAGGACUUCUGGGAAAAUCUCUUCCAACUGACCCUGCGAGCAGCAGGUAAAACCUACAUGAUCUUCUUUGUGGUCGUCAUCUUCCUCGGCUCAUUCUACCUCAUUAACCUGAUCCUGGCUGUGGUUGCCAUGGCAUACGCUGAGCAGAAUGAAGCCACUAUUGCUGAAGUCAAACAGAAGGAGGAAGAGUAUGCUGAGAUCCUGGAGGCACUGAAGAAGAGAGAGGAGGAGCAGGCGGCCACAAGGGCAGCACAUUUAGAGAGACAAGAUUCAGCACCACAGAUGAGGAAUUCAUCUACAGAAAUAAAGAGCCCUGAGCAAGAACACACUGCCUUUGAAGACUUUGAGGAUGACCAGAGGCCAUGUCCUCCAUGUUGGUACGCCUUUGCUGACAUCUUUCUGAAGUGGAACUGUUGUGGCUGUUGGCGAUGGCUCAAACAGUGUCUCUAUACCAUCGUCAUGGACCCGUUCGUUGACCUUGGCAUCACCAUCUGCAUCGUCCUCAACACCGUCUUCAUGGCCAUGGAGCAUUAUCCAAUGACGAAGGAGUUUGAGGACAUUCUAAGUGUUGGAAAUUUGGUUUUCACAGGCAUCUUCACAGCGGAGAUGGUCCUCAAACUUCUGGCCAUGGAUCCAUAUUUCUACUUCCAGGUGGGUUGGAACAUCUUUGACAGUAUCAUUGUCACCAUGAGUCUGCUCGAGCUGGGACUGGCUAAUGUUCAGGGCCUGUCGGUACUGCGCUCCUUCAGACUGAUGCGAGUUUUUAAGCUGGCCAAGUCAUGGCCAACCCUCAACAUGUUGAUAAAGAUCAUUGGAAAUUCUAUUGGGGCUCUGGGGAACCUGACUCUAGUUCUGGCCAUCAUCGUCUUCAUCUUCGCAGUUGUUGGAAUGCAGCUGUUUGGAAAGAACUACAAAGACUGCGUCUGUCGCAUUGCACAAGACUGUGAGCUUCCUCGCUGGCACAUGAAUGACUUCUUCCACGCUUUCCUCAUUAUCUUCAGAGUCCUUUGUGGAGAGUGGAUUGAAACCAUGUGGGACUGUAUGGAGGUCUCAGGUCAGACCAUGUGUCUGAUUGUCUUCAUGAUGGUUCUUGUCAUUGGAAACCUGGUGGUCCUGAAUCUGUUCCUGGCCUUGUUGUUGAGCUCAUUUAGCGGUGAUAAUCUUGCAGCUCCAGAAGAUGAAGGGGAAAACAACUUGCAGAUUGCCGUUAACCGGAUCAGUAGGGCUGUAGCGUGGACAAAGACCUGGAUCCUGGAACAUAUCUGGACUUUAAUGGGGAAAAGGAACUACACAAAACCUGACCACCUCGUGGUCGACAGCAAGGAAGACAACAGGACAGCAAAGGAGUUUUUGACUUUGACAUUUGUGACCUCAGACCAGACCAUGGCAGAGGUCAAGUCCCUCAGCUGUAACCAGGACAACUUGACUAGCAACUAUCACAGCAUUGCCUCCCUGAGGGUCCCCAUUGCAGAGGCAGAGUCUGAUUUUGAGACACCUGACAAUGAUGAUGAUGAUGUAGAUGAAAAGGAUGAAGAGAAGGAGGAUGAAGAAAUGCACUCUCAAUGUGAUGAGUCAUCAGUCUGCAGCACUGUGCAGAAAGUUCCUGAAGUUCAGGAGGACAAAGAUGUCGAAGAUCAUGAUGCAAACACACCUCAGGACUGCUGGAGUGACAAGUGUUAUCAACGCUGUCCAUUUCUGGACAUAGACAUGACCCAGGGCAGAGGGAAGAUCUGGACUGACUUCAGGAGAACCUGUUUCUCCAUUGUAGAACACAACUACUUUGAGACCUUCAUAAUUUUCAUGAUCUUGCUAAGCAGUGGAGCUCUGGCCUUUGAGGACAUCUACCUGGAACAGCGUCGGCUCAUAAAGACUAUUCUGGAGUAUGCAGACCAGGUGUUCACAUAUGUGUUUGUGGUGGAGAUGGUUCUCAAGUGGGUCGCCUAUGGAUUCAGGUCUUACUUCACCAAUGCCUGGUGCUGGCUGGACUUUCUCAUUGUAGACGUGUCUCUAGUGUCUCUGACAGCAAAUAUCUUGGGAUACUCUGAGCUGGGAGCCAUCAAAUCUCUGAGGACACUGAGGGCUCUGAGGCCCCUGAGGGCCCUGUCUCGCUUUGAAGGCAUGAGGGUGGUGGUGAAUGCCCUGGUUGGAGCAAUUCCAUCCAUCUUCAAUGUGCUUCUGGUGUGUCUAAUCUUCUGGCUGAUCUUCAGUAUUAUGGGAGUGAAUCUAUUUGCAGGAAAGUUUUAUUACUGUUUUAACAAGACGUCUGGUGAAAUAUUUGAUCCUCAAGAUGUCAACAACAAGACUGAGUGCUUUGCACUGAUUGAAGAAAACUUUACUGAGGUCCGCUGGAAGAAUGUUAAAGUCAACUAUGACAAUGUGGGGAUUGGCUAUUUGUCUCUGCUACAAGUGGCCACAUUUAAAGGCUGGAUGGACAUUAUGUACGCAGCUGUAGACUCCAGAGAUGAGGACUCUCAGCCGAUGUAUGAAGCCAAUCUAUACAUGUACCUGUACUUUGUCUGCUUCAUUAUUUUUGGCUCCUUCUUCACACUCAACCUCUUCAUCGGAGUCAUCAUUGACAACUUCAACCAGCAGAAAGCCAAGUUGGGAGGAACAGAUAUUUUCAUGACAGAGGAGCAAAAGAAAUAUUACAAUGCCAUGAAGAAACUGGGCUCCAAGAAACCUCAAAAACCUGUUCCACGACCUGAGAACAAGUUCCAGGGUUUGGUCUUUGAUCUAGUGACAAAACAGUUUUUUGACAUCUUCAUCAUGGUAUUGAUCUGCCUCAACAUGGUGACCAUGAUGGUGGAGACAGACGAGCAAAGCAAGGAGAAAGAAAUUAUCCUGUACUGGGUCAACGUUGUCUUCAUUGUCAUCUUCACCACAGAGUGCAUACUGAAAAUCAUCGCACUGCGGCACUAUUAUUUCUCUGUUGGCUGGAACAUCUUUGACUUUGUGGUCGUCAUCCUAUCCAUCGUAGGCCUCCUCCUAGCUGACAUCAUAGAGAAGUAUUUUGUCUCGCCCACACUCUUUCGUGUAAUCCGAUUGGCUCGUAUUGGCCGAGUCCUUCGCCUCAUCCGUGGAGCCAAGGGAAUCCGAACACUGCUGUUUGCCCUGAUGAUGUCACUUCCCGCCCUCUUUAACAUUGGCCUCCUCCUCUUUCUCAUUAUGUUCAUUUUCUCUAUCUUUGGUAUGUCUAACUUUGCUUAUGUGAAGAAGGAGGCCAUGAUCGACGAUAUGUUUAAUUUUGAGACAUUUGGGAACAGCAUGAUCUGUUUGUUUAUGAUCACUACGUCAGCGGGAUGGGACGGUCUACUGAGUCCCAUAAUGAACACACCUCCAGACUGCGACCCCAACAUAGUGAACCCAGGAACGUCAGUUCUAGGAAACUGUGGUAGCCCUGCAAUAGGCAUCAUCUUCUUCUCCACCUACAUUAUCAUGUCCUUCUUGGUGGUGGUCAACAUGUAUAUUGCCAUUAUCCUGGAGAACUUCAAUGUUGCCACAGAGGAAAGCACCGACCCACUGUGUGAGGACGAUUUUGAGAUGUUUUAUGAAACCUGGGAGAAGUUCGACCCUGACGCUUCACAGUUUAUACAGUACAGUAAAUUGUCAGAUUUCUGCGACACUCUGAAGGAUCCUCUGAGGAUUUCCAAACCAAACACCAUCAAACUGAUCCACAUGGAUUUACCUCUGGUUCCUGGAGACAAGAUCCACUGUCUGGACAUCCUGCUCGCACUUACUGCACAGGUUUUGGGUGAUUCAGGAGAGAUGGAUGCUCUCAAAGCCAGCAUGGAGGAGAAGUUCAUGGCCAACAACCCUUCCAAGGUUUCAUAUGAACCAAUCAGCAGCACUCUGCGAAGGAAACAGGAGGAGGUGGCGGCAACAGUGAUCCAACGAGCAUACAGGAAACACCUCCUGCAGCGAACGGUCAAACUGGCAUCUUAUAAAUACCGUGAGAAAACAGAGGGAAGGCAGGACAUGGAGUCCCUACCAGAGAAAGAUGGACUUCUCUGUAAACGAAUCAGUCAGCUCUAUGGAAGCAGUGCUGAAACAGACGAGUCUGUUGUAGGUGUUUCAGGAGAGGAUGCCCCCAUCCAAGUGGAGCUCCAGAGUGAGUUUGUCCUCCAUGCCGCUCCUCCCUUCAAUGCACCUGACUUCUUAAGAGACAAGAACCUGAGGGAAUCUAUUGUCUAAUGACAACUGAUGUUUCUGUCGUCUCUUCCUGUUUUCCUUCAUGUUAUGUAAACUCUCUGGUGGUGUUCCCUGUUGAAGGAUAAGUGUACUACAACUUCUGUAAAGACUCAGAUUAACAACAGAUCACAGCAGAAACUACUCAAGUUAAAGUGUGAUGAGAAAUCGCUGCAGAUCCAUAGAUGAAAUUCUGAUGAAAGUUUUGUUCAGGUGUUGAUUCUGAUUCUUCUGGCUUUGCACAUGAAAAUAUUUUUAACUUUCUGACUGAGCUUAGUCUAAACUGACAACCUAUCCAGGUAAUUAGUAACUCUUAUAUAACACUGAUUAUAUUGUUAACAGUAAUCUGUGGAUUGAACUAUCGUCUCAGACCAGGUCGUUCUUAAUCUUAGUGGUCAUUGACAAAGCAGACAAGCAAUGAGAGGGCAGCAUUUCAGCAGACGAGACCUGGUAGAAGAAAACAUUUGAUUUAUAGAAUAUACUAAACCAUAAACUAGGCGGAGGAACAGAUUUUAUAAACACUUGAGUCUUUAAACAGCCUACUCAGUCAUAAGGAGCACUAUAGCCCUGAAAAUAACCCUAGCUCCAACAAAUGAACACUGAGAACCAGCUGCAGCUGAGCUGGUGAUCACGUCAGUUGUGAGGACUGUGGAGACGUUUUAUUUCAUUUUUGUGUGGUCAACGACAGCAGCUUCCAUCUGUUUAUAUUUAUUGUGUUGGAUUCACAAGGAGGGGUUCUACUGUGUGAUGUGACAAGAAUGGACGUAUUGGGCUUUUAAAAAUUAGACCAGUUUUCAGACCAGAGAGCUUGAUGUGAUCACUGUUUAUUGAUUUAUUUAUAGAUUCUGUAGUUUUCAUUUCAUUAUACAAAUCUGUGUAUUGAUUACAUGCAUAUCAGACAUAUUGGGAUUAUCUCUAACCUUCCUGUAUCACAGCAUCAUACAUGUGGACAUUGGACAGAUUUAGACUCACUUUAAAUUUACAACAUAUCAUCAGACAUUCAGAGAGGAAUUUAUGAUGAUUUUAAUGAUACUAUAUAAAUCAUUUUCCCUUCCCAAAUGCCCCCAGCAAAGAGCUGCAGCCUACAGUAAAAAGUUCAGUGGGAGCUCCAGCAGUGACUGUGAUGACAACUAACACACUAACAAGAAAAUAAAAUACAUGGUUUAGAUUAAAACAAUGGCGGAUGAAAAAUGUCCAAAGAUGUGCUUGAGAAGUGGUUAUUUAAAAAAAAUUGAUCAUUAUUGAUUGUUUUUAUCCACAGUUCCCUCUUCUUCAUUGAGCAGAUCCUCAACUCUUUCGUUCUUUCUUAUUCCAGAUAUUUUUGUAUUGUGUACCAGUGUUAUUGUGAUCUGUGAUCAGUAAAUUUUGUUCAGCUGAAAUAUCACCUUUGGUUUUUCAUCUUUGUAUCGUUUAAGAAUUCACUUGGAGAAACUAAGUUUGUCUGUUUUUCAAAAUCUGACCUUUUUUUUUUUUGCUAAAAAACACGACAUGAGAUCGGUGGAUAAGUGUCAGUUAUUGGUCUGCUAACUGGUUGAUUGUUUGUGGAUGAUGAACAAUAGAUGUCACGAGCAGUGAAGACAAAGUAAUAAAGUUUCAAACUCUCCUGAACAUGUGUCUGCUGAUGUUCUUGAGGCUCACCUGAUUUUUGCGCCUGUAUACCAUUAUACCUGUAUGUGUGCUUGAACCACUUCUGGACACCUGCCUUUGGGAGGCUUUCUGGGCAUGUCUAACUGGGAUAAAAUGCUUACCUUAUACAUGUAUCUCUGUCAUCCACCUGCAGCAGAAGCAGCCUAACUGUACCAAUGAUACUGGUGAAAUUACUCAUGUGGCCAGACAUUAGCAGACACAACCAUGUGUUUGUUUACUUAUUUAAAAUUAGGACAUAAGUAACACAAAUUGCAUGACUGAAACCACCACCUCUGAGUCAGGCAAGAAGUGGAACCAUCAAUCAAACAAGAGAGCAGGGUUUCUCCGUGGUCCAGUUGGUGCAGUCUGGUCUGAUCUGUAACUCUUAAAAUAAUAUUUGAUAUAUAAUCUUUUCCAAUGAUUCUUUGUUACUCGACUCCAGCUGCUCGACUGCAGUUGGUGUAUUCUUCAUUUCUUUCAUGUUUCACCUUGAUGUCCCAGUUUGUGUUGCUCAUGGCCACAUGCUCCUGGAACACGGAGGCCACGUCCUGUCCAGGUCAGAGGUGAUGGUUCCACUUCCUGUGUGGUUCAGAAGGGAUGGCUCUACUUCCUGCAGGUGUCGUCGGAUCUAAAUCGCCAAAAUUCACAGAGAAAGACAGCUGCCAACAGAAGUGACAUUACUGAGGAUUACAUCACACACACCAAAUACACAGUGAGUUUCUUGUCUUAAUCGGGUGUUUCAUCUCAGCCAAAUACAACUAAACUCUGA
Messenger RNA from Scatophagus argus, 8043 nucleotides. It is a transcript of the gene scn4ab, whose product is annotated as sodium channel, voltage-gated, type IV, alpha, b. Lineage: Eukaryota; Metazoa; Chordata; Actinopteri; Scatophagidae. Bases 327 to 5654 code for a protein of 1775 amino acids. The transcript is spliced from 31 exons. The record is from RefSeq and is a predicted model, not a curated record. Gene Ontology annotation, molecular function: protein binding; voltage-gated sodium channel activity. Gene Ontology annotation, biological process: neuronal action potential; sodium ion transmembrane transport; membrane depolarization during action potential. Gene Ontology annotation, cellular component: plasma membrane; voltage-gated sodium channel complex; axon.